AUGCAGGACCCAGAGCCAACCGUUUUGCAAGUCGACGGAGUGUUUACUUUAAAAUUAUCACUGUUAAAGUACUUUUCAUUUGUAGUCAUUGGUAUUGCACUACUAUGGCCAUGGAACUGUUUUCUUUCAGCAUCAGCCUACUAUGGCCUAAGGUUUGUUAACUCGCCGUCGCUAUCCAAGGUUUAUAGCUCAACCAUGAUGUCGGUGUCAACAAUAACAUCAACUUUAUACAACUACUAUCUAUCUCAAAAACAAACUGGUGCCGACUAUAAGAAAAGAGUCCAUUUGGGACUAAACAUAACAAUCAUCAUUUUUGCAUUCAUGGCCAUUACAUGCGUGGUUCAAUUGUUUCUUGAUAUGAACGAUACAGCAUUCUUUCUCAUAAUUAUGUUUAUGGUGUUGGCUUCUGCUUCUGCUACGUGCUUGGCCCAGAAUGGUACUAUGGCCAUUGUCAAUGUUAUGGGAGAGAUAUAUGCUAAUGCCGUGAUGGUAGGUCAAGCAGUUGCUGGUGUUUUACCUUCUUGUGCCUUAAUCAUAUCAGUGUUACUCGUCGGAGACAACUCAUCCAAGCAGGAAAAAAUUGGCAAGGACUAUGGUGUGUUUGUGUAUUACAUCACAGCGAGCUUAAUUUGCAUAUUCUCUAUUGGAUUAUUGUAUUGGAUCGAACAUCACAAGUUAGGUGCAACAUAUCAGAAGGUGAGUUCUUCAAUGGAAAUGGGAGAAGAGACAUCAUUGCAAGUUGACCAAGAUGAACCUGACAUUGUUGAGGAUGUCCCGACCCAAAAACAGUUUAUACCUUUUUCUCAACUAUGGGCCAAGUUGAAAUUGGUUGUGAUGACAAUAUUUUUUACAUUCGGUAUUACGUUGGUGUUUCCUGUUUUUGCCUCGGUUGUGGAGUCAACGAAUACAAACCUGGAGCUGAGAUUUUUCAGCAAGCAAAUCUAUAUUCCCUUUGUUUAUCUCAUGUGGAAUUUAGGUGAUUUGAUGGGAAGAUUAAUGUGCGGCUACCCCCAGUUACGCAUGUUGAUAACCAAUCCACGAACGAUGUUCAUAUACUCGCUAGCGCGUUUGGCAUUUAUCCCCCUAUUCAUGACUUGCAACAUCCAUCCUGGAGUGUCAGCACCGAUCAUUAAUUCCGAUUUGUGGUACGUUUUGUUACAGACUUUGUUCGGAAUAUCCAAUGGGCAAUUGUGCACUUCUGCAUUUAUGGUGGUUGGAAAAUUAUGUGACUCUGAUGAUGAGAAGGAAGCUGCUGGUGGGUUUACUACAGUGUUUUUGAGUGUUGGUUUAGCUGUUGGUAGCGUGUUUAGUUAUUUAGUCGUCUUGAUUGUGGGAUGA
This is a messenger RNA of Lodderomyces theae, 1338 nucleotides long. RefSeq names its product nucleoside transmembrane transporter. The record is from RefSeq and is a predicted model, not a curated record. Gene Ontology annotation, cellular component: fungal-type vacuole membrane; plasma membrane. Gene Ontology annotation, molecular function: nucleobase transmembrane transporter activity; nicotinamide riboside transmembrane transporter activity. The coding region runs from base 1 to 1338 and encodes 445 amino acids. Lineage: Eukaryota; Fungi; Ascomycota; Pichiomycetes; Serinales; Debaryomycetaceae. The transcript has a single exon. Gene Ontology annotation, biological process: nucleoside transmembrane transport.